Dromaius novaehollandiae (emu) is the source of this 4358-nucleotide messenger RNA. It is a transcript of the gene FAM174B, whose product is annotated as family with sequence similarity 174 member B. The record is from RefSeq and is a predicted model, not a curated record. The coding region runs from base 81 to 491 and encodes 136 amino acids. The transcript has 3 exons. NCBI's taxonomy places the organism in Eukaryota, Metazoa, Chordata, Aves, Casuariiformes, Dromaiidae.
AGGGAGGCGGGCCGCGCCGCGCCGGGCCGGGCCGGCGCUGCCUUCCGGGGCUCGGCGCGGGGGCGGCCGCAGCCGGCAGGAUGCGCUCCGCGGCGCCGCUGCUGCUGCUGCCGGCCUGGCUGCUGCUGCUGCUGCUGCCGGCCGCGCCCGGCAGCCGCGAGCCGCCGCCGCCGCCCGCCGGCAACGGGAGCCGCCUGCCCGCCGAGCCCGCCGGGGCGCCGGGCAACCACAGCGGCGCCCGCCUCAGCCCCGUGCCCGCGCUGCUCCGCGACCUCUCCGCGCUGAAGGCCGCCGUCAUCGGGGCCUGCGCCCUCACGGCCGCCCUCAUCGCCUGCCUCCUGCUCCGCGUCUUCAGGUCUGGCAAGAGGAUUAAGAAGACCAGGAAGUAUGACAUAAUCACAACUCCAGCCGAGCGGGUAGAAAUGGCUCCUCUGAAUGAAGAAGACGACGAGGAUGAAGACUCGACAGUGUUUGAUGUGAAAUACAGGUAAAGCAGUUCUGUGGCGCGUUGGUGCCCUGCAAGAUGUCAUUCUGCUGUCGAAGGACCUGCUGAAGCCAUGACUGUGAAAGGGAAGGCUUUCAUCUCUGCAGCGUUAAAACCAAAACAAGCCUCACCUCCUCCGAGGUGCUGUUUGUACAGCAGGUUGUGGAUCUUCUGACCAAAAUGUCACCAUUCAGUUCCCUGGUUUCCAAACUACUAUGUUAGAAUGACUAGAGUUCCUCCUUCCAGACUCAGCUCUCUUAAAGAGGUUGCAAUGUCACUAAAGCAUGAAGAGAUGCAGCCCUGUGUACUGACUUGCAGCUCAUUAUGAUCUAAAAAUGUUUUGUAGAAGGAGGAUGAAAAAGAAGAUUGAACAAAGCUGCCCCAGGGACUUAUUUUCUAAAAUUUUAAUUCAGUACUUCAGUCACUGUUAAACAGAUCAUAUGUUUAAAGAUCAGGUGUGUUUUUCUGGGCCUCACAGAAGUGACUUAUUGUCUAAAGUGAUAAUGUAAGCCAUGCUGAAAUGCCACAUUAUGUUUAGUGUAGGGCUUUUUGAUGGGGGUGGGGAGGUAAGAGGUUGACUCAUGAAAAUUUUCAUGACCUGCUACUGAUUUUUUUUUUUUUUUUUUUUUUUUAAACAAUUGCACUAAACUUUCAUGAUUACAUUCUCAUUGUCCCAAGGAGCUCUGAUCAGACCAACUUAAAUAAAUGAGACCACAGGGAAACAGGAAGAAUCAGGCAUGCUCUAAACUACAACAAUAUUGGAUUAAAGAAGAUAUAUUUUUGUAAUUUUCUGCCCUUCCACAGGGAGUAAAAUAGCAUUUUAUACCAUCCUGUGUCCUGUGCUUGCUGUAACUUAUCUACCAGUCAUCUAUAUUACCUAACACCAGAGUCCUCACGUGAAAUGGCUAGAUUGCAGAAAGACAACAUCGCUUAUUUUUCGUGCAAGUUUCAUGUAAAUAAGAUUAUCUGUAUCAAACUGGAAGUUUUUCCCUACUACCUGCCUGACCAAUCCCAUUUAACUCAAGGAUGUAUUUCUAACCCUUACUCUGUGCUAUGCUUCAUGCUGCAGAGGUCAGAGCAGCGGGACGGCACUCCAGGAAUUAGAUUACCACCAUCUGGAUGGAUUGCACAAAGGAGACCACAAGCUCACAUACAUUCCAGGCCAUUGCUAGAAAGGGCAGAAGUAACUAGCUCAGUUCCUCUACUUUGUGGUUUUCCUAAAACGUAACCACAGGAGAGUUCUCCUUGACCCGUUUAUUUUCCAUUUCCUGCACCCUUUAAUACCUUUAUUUCCUUUGGGUUUUUAAGCUGGCUGGAACCUUGCUUUUCUUGGGGAUUGCGUGAUUUCUAAUUGUUUUAGGAUUGUCCCACCAUUUGCUUGAGCCUGUAGCAGCCUCUUGCAGUUCCAACCCCUCCAGGAGACUGCAGCGUAUCUGGCAAACCACCAUCCUUGCAGUGGGAGUUGCCUUUUUGGGAGGGAGGGGGGACGACUGAUAGGUUUGAGGCUUGCUGAGAACAUUAAACUGCUUUGUCAUGAUACCGUUACCUAUGCCAGUUCUGAGCAGUUCCCUUGGGUCCUGCAGGCAGUAAAAGGAGGUGAAGGGGAAUUUUCUAGCAGCCUUGUGCUUUCAGAGCCGCUUCCCCUAGCAUAGCUCGCUUUCCCUAACUGUGACUUGGCAAAGGCUCUGCAACCAGCCCACUCAGCCUGGGUGGAAAAAUCCCGCAGCAGACUGUUGCAUUAGUGUUAGUCAUCAAGGCAAUAUAAAAAUACUACAUUAUUUUCAUUCAUGGAGUGAAUUUAAGUCAUUCUGUAUUACUGUUACUAAGCAAUAUUUAACAUGUCAACUAAGAGGUAAGUGUUGGAGGAACCGGUUCCAGAGCCAAGCAGGCCAUGUUCUCGCUGGUAGGAAUCAUGGUGACCAGUAGCUUGAGUGAUGCUGCAGGUUGAGAUUUAAUUGGGGGAUUUCUUUUUCUCCCCACCAGUAAAACAUGUUACAGAUUUAGGCUAGAUGAUUCUGAGGGAAAUACAGUAUCUGUUCAGGAUUAGAGAGCUUUGAAGAGCAGAGAUCGAACUUCUUAGGCAGACUGAGUCUUUUUGAAGUAAAAGUGGCAAUUCUGAGAGGAAAGACAGGUUAAAAGCUUCUGUUUGCAUUUGCUGAAGGGGAGAUAGCACAAAGUGGCUGCCCUCUGAGCAAACACCAUGGCAGCAUGUUUGUGUCCAUGCUCAUGCCAAACGCGUUAAGCUGAGCAUCAGGCACUCUGGAAGAGCAGCGGAGAGUGAAUGAAAGUUUGUUUUCACAAAGGAGAGACAAACCCUAGUUACGUAGGAAAGAGAUGAGAUGUAAGAGUGUAUGAAGGGUACUUCUUUCCGAGAAGGAGUCAGCUCUUGAAGUUUGCAGGAGUUUUUCCACUGACUUUAGUAGAUCCAGCCAGGUCCCGUGCUGAGCUUGGCUGGCAAAAGGCCAUCUGCUCCACUUGCUUGUGGCUAAGAAUCGCACUGUUUCCAUAGCACAACUGACUCUCAAUAGCACGACUGACUCUCAGUAUUGGAUGGGGGCCAUGUUGAUUGAAGACAUUUGUUUUAAGAUGCUGAAGGUGCCCAACUGCCUCUGGAAGUCUUUGGCUCCUCUGGAAGGUCCCAAGCCAUGUGCCAUAAGCUAAUGAGUGCUUGGAGGGAAGUGGCAGCUGCUUGGUGGAAAACAAGACCCACCUCGCCAGUUGUUCACGGUCUUUAAAACGAACCUGAAUGCUUGGUUUGAUGCUCAGUUGCUGUUGCAAAUGUGAGGCAGUGUUUACCUCUCUACAGAAGUUGCUGUAUGUGAUUUAAAGUGUCUAGAUAAAUAUUCUAUAGCUAUAUUUAGUUAAGAUUUUAAGAGCACUUGAUGUGACUCAUCUAAUAGUAUAUAUAUGAAUAUUUUUUUAAUGGUAGGAAUUAGUUUAAAACAUAGUUUUAAUAAUUUGGAUCUUUGGGUUGAAAUAGGUCUAGGAGUCCAUUGGAAAAGAAAAAGCCAUUAACCACUACAUGAAUGUUUUACUUUAAUGUUCUGUGUAUCUUACACUGCAGAAUUAAUCCAAUUGUGACUGUAACAUGUCUUAGUAUUUGCUGCUGUUUUGUGUUGCAUAGUCAAGCUUGCUUUGUUCAAGAGUGUUUUUGAAGGCAUAUUUUGUUACAGAAAAUGAGAAACAUUAUUAUAGAUGUCUGCCUGUAGCUCAGCUCACUGCUUGCAAAAUCCACUAACUAGUAGCACAGUCAAACAGAGCAAGCAAAUUAGAGGCUGUCCUCUUUGUGCAUGCUGUGCCAUGAAGGAAGAACCCUGCACAGAACUGCUGCUUCUUUACUCAAACCACAGCCCUGUCAGUGGAGGUUUCAUUUGAGAAGUGAGAAGUUAGCAUGCCAUGCUUGCCAGUAGAAUUAAGUCAGAAGUGCACGGACAGCUUUGGUUUUGUUUUUCUUUUUUCCCCUGGCAGAUGUGGAGAUGACUGCAAACACUUGUCUAGAAGGCUAACUUGUACACAUGUCAAUGCUUAUCCUACACCCAAACUGACUUGUAGAAGUAUAACAAACACUAAUGCAUUUGAAUGAUUUGCUCAUAACUGUUUCCUCUAAUUCACUGUAUGUGGUAUAAUCUCUGCAGGGUUGUGGGCUAUGGUUUUCAUUAAUCGUUUUUCUUUUGUUAGAGGAGUUUUUGCAUGACUUAUCAGGACCCAUGCAUUUCAUUUUGUGAAAGUGCUUGAACUUUGUUUAAAGAAAUGUUUAAGAGAAUUUGUCAUUGUGACCAAAACUACUUUUUUAAGAAAAAUUGGUAAGACAAGUUUCAAUGAACAUCUCAUGUUUCAGUAGAAACUGCCAUCAUUAAACAUGUUCUUGAAAUUC